Messenger RNA from Topomyia yanbarensis, 1521 nucleotides. RefSeq lists its product as uncharacterized. The record is from RefSeq and is a predicted model, not a curated record. The transcript is spliced from 3 exons. The coding region runs from base 72 to 1307 and encodes 411 amino acids. NCBI's taxonomy places the organism in Eukaryota, Metazoa, Arthropoda, Insecta, Diptera, Culicidae.
CUUAAAAUUUUAAAAUCUUUUCUCUAUGAAGACAAUCAAUGCUAUGUUGAAAAACACAUCGUAAUACUUUAAUGUUUCAUUCAGACUUCCAGCUUAUAUCUUGUCUGUUGGGAGUUAUCAAGUGCGAUCAAUCGAAAACCGGUGCAUACAUAGCCGACUUACUAUUGGAUUGCUGUAAUGAUUGGGACAUCGAGCUUGAUAAUGUGUCAUGCGUUGUAACUGAUAACGGCGCGAACAUAGUGAACGCCGUGAAACUUCAAUUCGGUGAAAAACGUCACCUUCCUUGCUUUGCGCAUACAUUGAAUUUGAUUGCAAGCAAAUCUGUACCCUUGUAUAACGAAGCGUAUGGAGCAUGUCUGGACCCAGUUAUUGAUUCAGAUGAUGAAGAUGUUGACGAAUCAGAUAUCAAAGAUGCUAAACAUAAUUCUCCUGAAGAAAACAUGAUUAUUUUUAUAAAGAAAAUGAAGCGAAUAAUUAAAUUUUUCAAGAAAAGUGAAACUGCAAUGAGGGAAUUGCGAAAGCUACAAGUGAUAGAUGGCAAGAAAGAAGGUCAAUGUCUUAUGCUCAUUCUGGACGUCAAAACCCGUUGGAACUCAAUCAUGGCUAUGAUUGAACGGUUUUUACUGAUAGCUGGAUACGUGUCGAGAGUAUUGCUCAUAAUUCCUACAAGCCCCCCAAUGUCGACUUCCGAUGAAUUGUCUGUUCUUAAAGAAGUGUGCAAAACCCUUAAGCCACUUGAAAAAGUAACAACUGAGAUGUCCGCUGAAAAGUAUGUUACCUGCAACAAGAUAAUUCCGCUAGUACGAUUACUCAAAAUCAGUUACGGUAACAUGGAACUGGAAUCAAGGGAAGCCUUCUCAUUGAAACAAAGAAUAUUACAUUUCAUUUCGAAAUAUUUCAAGGAUAUCGAAAAAGUAAGGAUACUGGCAACCGCUACACUCCUUGACCCAAGAUUCAAAAAAAUCCAUUUCGAAAGCGCGCUAUCCGCAUCGUCUGCCGUUUUCUUUGUUGCGGAGCAAAUUAAGGAUUUGGCAAACGAAGCGACUUCAAUAUCCAGUGAUGUUGAAAAAAAUCCCGCACGGAAUGAAUCAUUGGACGAUUUAUGGUCAAUACACGAUUCAUUAGUAACGGAAGUGAAUCGUGCACAUGUUCCGGAUAGUGCUGGCGGGAUUCCGGUGGAAUUACGACAGUACCUUAAUACUCCGUUAGUGCCGAGAACCAGUGACCCGAUGCUGAUUUGUACUUCUGUGUUUCAGCGACCUCAGUUCCCUCUGAACGUUUAUUUUCGAAAGCUGGUCAAGUAUUGACCAAAACGAAAAAUCGAUUGUCAGGACCAAAUUUGGAUAAAAAUCUUUUCUUAAAUUCAGUAGAUGAUACAAUGUGGUUUACCUAAACCAAUAAGACUUUAUGUACAAUUAUUAGAUUGUACGCUAGCUGCGCGAAAUGAAUAAUGAAAUUCGAAAAAGUUCUGAAAUGAGAAAUCAACUAAUUAUUUUAUUAUAAAACGAAUAUUUUGUUCUA